Messenger RNA from Beta vulgaris subsp. vulgaris (sugar beet), 1598 nucleotides. RefSeq names its product E3 ubiquitin-protein ligase RMA1H1. The record is from RefSeq and is a predicted model, not a curated record. Gene Ontology annotation, biological process: ubiquitin-dependent protein catabolic process. Gene Ontology annotation, cellular component: endoplasmic reticulum. Gene Ontology annotation, molecular function: ubiquitin protein ligase activity; ubiquitin-like protein conjugating enzyme binding; metal ion binding. The coding region runs from base 514 to 1284 and encodes 256 amino acids. NCBI's taxonomy places the organism in Eukaryota, Viridiplantae, Streptophyta, Magnoliopsida, Caryophyllales, Amaranthaceae. The transcript has 2 exons.
UUGACUUCCAAAACAUAAACAAAAACUAUAUUUUGGUAUGGAGGGAGUAGUAAAUACUCCACAAGAAAUAACUUACUCUUAUUUCCUUUAAAAGAAGUAGAAUAACCCCAUAGUUGGCCCAAAACCUUGGUUACAUAAAAUCUCAAAAGAUUCCCUAAUCCAUAAACAAUUUAUUUUCUUCCAAAACAAAAACAAAAAAAAGAAAAGAAAACGUAAGCAUCGAAUUGGAGGAUAGGAUAAUAGAACCUUUUUCAAUGCAACUGAUCAUCUGAUCCUCAAUCAGUUUUAUCCAAAAUUCUUCCCCCCCACCGAACCCCACACACUACAAACAGUACGUUUCGGUUUCUUCACAUAUAAAUAUAGAACCUUCCCUAAAUCCCCAUCUCUACUUUUCAUUCGCUCAUUCUCUCUCAUCUUUUUCCUCUUUCACUAAACCCUUUCUUCUCUUCAGAACUCAAAAAAUAUAUAAAGAAAUUUAACCCACUGUGGUAAAUUUGGUUUGGCAUUUUGGAAAUGAUGUCCAUGGAACAGUGCUUUCAACAAGCUGUGACACAGGGUGAUUCAGGUGGAGCAGACAUAAAUAAAUGGAGAUCUCCCUCAGCUGGAGCUGCUGGGGUGGAAAAUAACUCACCUGGUGGUUUCGAUUGCAAUAUCUGCCUAGACAUAGUUCAAGACCCGGUAGUUACAUUUUGCGGUCAUCUCUACUGCUGGCCUUGCAUCUAUAGGUGGAUGCAGUCUCGGAAAACUUCAUCUGAAAACUUUGAUCAACAACCUCAGUGUCCUGUUUGUAAAGCUGAAGUCUCACAGAACACCUUGAUACCUCUUUAUGGUCGGGGCCAAUCCAGCAAACCGGCUCACAGCAAAGGAACCAAACUUGACCCUGUUGUCCCUCAAAGGCCUCACGGUCCUGGGUGUGGGGUACACACACUGAUAACGACUACAUCCACAAGUGCACAUCAUGGUCAACAACUUCAUUACCGAGAUUACCCAGAUCAUUCACAAGUACAUCCGUACUACUCUUUGGAUGAGAAUUCGCAGUCACCUGCAUUUGGGAUUGCAGGAACUACCACAUACAAUCCUACUAUUGGCAUGUUUGGUGAGAUGAUCUAUGCUCGUAUUUUUGGGAAUUCACAAACUACGCUUUAUACUUAUCCAAAUACUUACAGUGUCGUGACCACCAGUAGUGCACGAGCCAGACGGCAUGUCAUGCAGGUGGAUAGGUCACUAAGCCGAGUCAGUUUUUUCCUCUGCUGCGCCAUUAUGUUGUGUCUUCUGCUGUUUUGAGACGAAAGUCCCUGCCGCAUCAUAUAUGUAUCUAAUAUAUCUUAUACUUGUAUAUAUGAAAAUGAGCGACUGAUAUAUGAUCUACGAUAGACGCUGUAUGGAUGUGAUGUUUAAUGCAGACAGAGUCAUGUCACUGGUAUUGAUUUAACGUGUCGGGCUUUUCAACCGUGCUGGAAUUACUUACUACUAUGUCGAUAUAAGCUUUAUGAAGGAAAUAUAUACGCAUUGCAAAGUUUGUGGUUCUGUGUAGAAACAUGGAUUUGUAAGUUAGUGUACUUGUUUUUACCAGUGUAAACUGAUAACUCUUUUUGACA